Molecule: messenger RNA, 1971 nt
Organism: Megachile rotundata (alfalfa leafcutting bee)
Lineage: Eukaryota; Metazoa; Arthropoda; Insecta; Hymenoptera; Megachilidae
Gene: Eaat1
Product: Excitatory amino acid transporter 1
Biological process (GO): L-glutamate transmembrane transport
Cellular component (GO): plasma membrane
Molecular function (GO): glutamate:sodium symporter activity; L-glutamate transmembrane transporter activity; neutral L-amino acid transmembrane transporter activity
Source: RefSeq, a predicted model, not a curated record
UCUGUGCAUAUGCCAAUAUGGGCCAUAAUCUUCAGAAAUUCAUUUGAACACUUGAAAAUUUUCUUCCAUUGCACCAGAAUGUAAAUUACAAAAUUUACAAGUACAUCAUUCCCGUUACAUCGUCCUCUUGCAAAUUUACCACCACGUCUAUGACGCGGUAUUUGUAGCGCUGCGCACUAUAAUGCGCAGUGUGUCCAAAAGCACCACUCAGAGUGUCAAAACUUCUUGGUUAGUCAAGUAACUUCAAAAAUUUCGCGCGCCUCGUCCUUGGCCAUAUAACGGGAGUUUACUGGUUCAGCCCUGCGCAGGUUCAGCCCCCAACCUCAGAAUGUUCGCGUCGGCCCUGAUCGAGUAUCUUUCUCGACGCAAUGUUGUCAUUAUUACACACAAGGAAAAGUUUACGCAAUCUUUUUCUGCGAAUGGUCUUCAUUUAUCUCAAAAUGAUAAAAUACAUCUGCCAAAAUGGCCCGACCGAGAAAAUUUAAAAAUUUCAUGUCAGAAAAUAUGCUGACGAUGCUGACAGUAUUUGGAGUUGUAGCCGGUGUGAUUCUGGGUUUCAUUUUGAGGAACGUAAGAGAUGAACCAUGGUCGAAACGAGAGAUUAUGUAUAUUCAAUUCCCAGGAGAUAUUUUUCUAAGAAUGUUAAAAGCGCUGAUCUUGCCAUUAAUUGUUGCUAGUAUUAUUAGCGCGAUCGGCGGUUUGGAUCUUAGUUUAUCUGGAAGGAUCGGUAUGCGAUCCAUUUAUUACUAUUCUGCGACAACGAUAUCUGCUGUAACUCUGGGUAUAAUUUUGGUAUUAAUUAUUAAACCUGGAAACUUCAGUUCACAGAGUUUAGUUGCACUUCAAGAUGCAAAGACUCCUAGAGACGUUACUACUACGGAUACACUAUUAGAUCUUGUCAGAAAUGUAUUUCCACCAAAUCUUGUACAAGCUUGCAUUGCUCAGUAUCGCACUAUAAUAAUAAGGCCUGAAAAUGUAACGAACGGAAGUAAUAUAUAUGAUUGGGAAAUAACUCAUCAGUAUGGAGAUGGUACAAAUACCUUAGGUUUAGUAUUCUUUGGAAUUGUGUUUGGAAUAGCAAUCAGUAAAAUGGGAGAACCCGGAAAGCCUCUUUUAAUUUUCUUCGAUACUUUAUCUGAAGCAACGAUGUUAAUUACUAAAUGGGUUAUAUGGGUAUCUCCAAUUGGUGUGCUUUUCCUUGUUACUGCAAAGCUAUUAGAAAUCAAAGAUAUCGGUGCUAUUGUAGGCCAAUUAGGUUUAUAUUUCGUCACAGUCUUAUUAGGUUUGCUCAUUCAUGGUUGUGGAACACUGUCCAUCAUCUUUUUCAUUUGUACCAGAGAAUUGCCAUUCAAAUUGAUAGGAAAAAUGGGUCAAGUUUUAGCCACAGCAUUUGGUACUUCAUCAAGCACAGCUACACUGCCAGUAACAAUACAGUGUUUAGAUAAUAUAGGUGUAGAUCCUAGAAUUACAAGAUUUGUGGUUCCUAUUGGUGCUACCAUCAAUAUGGAUGGUACCGCAUUGUAUGAAGCUGUGGCCGCAAUUUUUAUAGCCCAAGUCAGAAGAGUUCCACUGACUCUUGGCAAAGUUAUUGGCGUUAGUAUAACGGCUACUGCAGCUAGUAUAGGAGCUGCUGGUAUUCCACAAGCUGGUCUUGUUACAAUGGUUAUGGUACUGGAUACCGUUGGGUUACCUGCUGAAGAUGUAACACUUAUUAUUGCGGUAGAUUGGCUGUUGGAUCGUUUCCGAACAACGAUAAAUGUUAUAUGCGAUGCACUAGGAGCUUAUGUUGUUGAACAUAUGAGUAAGAAAGAUCUCGAAUCAAAUGUGACUUUACCAGAAGAAACGAUUGAAUUAGCUAGAGUGAGAAAAACGGAAGCAUAAUUUAUGAUCUUCCUAUUGUUAAAAUUUUGCCAUUAUUUUUUAUAAAUACAAUUUAAUUGUGUUUGUAAAAUCAUUUGCAUAUUUUGCAAU